Macrosiphum euphorbiae (potato aphid) is the source of this 408-nucleotide messenger RNA. The record is from the annotation of a GenBank genome assembly. NCBI's taxonomy places the organism in Eukaryota, Metazoa, Arthropoda, Insecta, Hemiptera, Aphididae.
AUGGUUCAAAAAAUAUUGGAAGAAGACAAAGAAGAAGAAAAGAAGUACAAAAAAUUUUACCUUAAAUCAGAAGAAGUUUCUAAUUUUGUAAAUAAUGAGCUCCCAACAUCAUUACUCUUGGCUAAAUCGAUGAUGAUGUUUAAGAGAUUUGGUUUAUCUACUAACUUCUUAAAAAUAGAUCCAUCUGAAUGGAACACACAAAAUGACUACAUCCAAGGUCAACAAAUAAUUAGGUCACUUAAGGUUGUAAAUGAUACAGCUGAACGUGGAGUGAAACUGAUGGAAGAAUUUAAUGAAAAAAUUACAAAAUAUGAAGACCAAAAACAAUUUUUAUUGAAAACUGUGCAAGAUUAUCGUCGUAAAUACCCAGGACAUAGCAGAGAAAAGUUGAAAACGCCCUAUACCUAA